ACCGGUAUCUCGCAAAGGUUAACCACAUUUUGUCCUUCUUCCUCGCUCCUUGCCGUCGUCGCAUCAUCUCCGAAGCUCGAAAUCAAUCUCCUUCCAUCUUCGAUCAUCCUCGUUUCCCCCCCCUAAAAAGGAGAAUGGCUACAGCCACGUACCCGCCGCCUCCUCCGUACUACAGACUCUACAAGGAUUACUCUGAAAACCCUAGCUCUGCUCCUGAACCACCUCCUCCGAUCGAAGGAACCUACGUUUGUUUCGGUGGCAAUUACACUACUGAGGAUGUUCUUCCAAGCCUAGAAGAGCAAGGAGUGCCUCAGCUUUAUCCCAAAGACUCUAAUGUUGAUUACAAGAAGGAACUCAGGUCUUUGAAUAGGGAGCUUCAGUUACAUAUACUUGAGCUUGCUGAUGUUUUGGUUGGGAGGCCUUCUCAGUACGCUAAGAGGAUUGGUGACAUAUCGUCGAUCUUCAAGAAUUUGCAUCACCUUCUCAAUUCAUUGAGGCCUCACCAGGCGAGAGCAACGCUUAUUCAUAUUAUGGAGCUUCAGAUUCAACAGCGGAAGCAAGCUGUGGAGGACAUUAAGAGGAGGAGAGAAGAAGCACAGCGACUUCUAAAGGAUGCUUUCGUCACUUUAGAUGGACAAUAGAGUUUCUUACUCAUUUUAUGUAAAAGCUAUAUUUCUCUGUUUGACACUCUAAGCUUUUUUUUGUUAAUGGUUAACACUAAUCCAAGGUUGAAGAGCACACGACUUAGUAGAUUCAUACAGUGUAUCAGGAUUGUAGUAGACCAGAAUUAACCGGUA
This is a messenger RNA of Brassica oleracea var. oleracea, 797 nucleotides long. RefSeq names its product mediator of RNA polymerase II transcription subunit 7a. The record is from RefSeq and is a predicted model, not a curated record. Lineage: Eukaryota; Viridiplantae; Streptophyta; Magnoliopsida; Brassicales; Brassicaceae. The transcript is spliced from 6 exons. Gene Ontology annotation, molecular function: transcription coregulator activity. Gene Ontology annotation, cellular component: core mediator complex; mediator complex. Gene Ontology annotation, biological process: regulation of transcription by RNA polymerase II. Bases 135 to 641 code for a protein of 168 amino acids.